CAUAUUCGACAUACUUCUUGCUCAUCGCUUGAUUACAUGCUGCAAAAUCUUGAAAAGAAUCAAUACUACUGCCUGGAUUAGGCACUCACUCCCGUUUUUCAAUAUUGUGCGGAUUGGACGAAGUCGACAAGACAUAAAAUGAAACACACAACAGACAUCGAAGUCAUGCUUGCCGACAAGGGCGGCUACAGAAAGAUCAACAAGUCCCUGAAUAUCUGUGCAUUCGAAGACUAUCUCAACGGCCAGACAGCAAAUCUUCCCAAUCUCCCAGACGUCGAACAGCUCACUCCUCGCGUCCUACGCAUAUUGGGCCAGAACCCGGGAAAGUUCACCUAUCAAGGGACAAACACCUAUGUCGUCGGAACCGGAAGUCAUCGACUUAUUGUGGAUACGGGCGGAGGGGAACCGGCUUGGGCUGAACUGAUCUCAUCUACACUGCAACAGAUGGGCAUCAGACUUUCCCACGUGCUACUGACCCAUUGGCAUGGAGAUCAUACCGGCGGCGUACCGGACCUGCUCCGACUCUAUCCACAUCUGGGUGACUCCAUUUACAAGAACGAGGCAGAGUAUGGCCAGCAGGACAUCUACGAUGGUCAGGUGUUCCGGGUUGAAGGUGCGACUGUCCGGGCUCUCCAUGUCCCUGGACACUCGGAGGAUCACAUGUGCUUCAUACUCGAGGAAGAGAAUGCCAUGUUCACAGGUGACAAUGUUCUCGGUCACGGAACCAGCGUGGCAGAAGACCUGGGCACGUUCAUGAACAGCUUGCAGAAAAUGGACGAUCAACAUUGCACCAUCGGGUAUCCUGCGCACGGAAUCACCAUAAGGGACCUGCCGGCCAAGAUAGACAGAGAGUUGGGGAGCAGAUUGAAACGAGAAAGGCAGGUCAUGCAGGCGCUGAGGAGCCUUGGGACUCAUGGCUCGAGGACUGUCACUGUCAAGGAGAUUGUGACGGAGAUCUACGGCGAAUCGCUAGACGAGAGCACGAGGACCUUGGCAUUGGAGCCCUUUAUUGAUGAGGUACUCCGCAAGUUGGCGGGGGACUAUCGGGUUGGUUUUCAGGUCCGACGGGGGGAGAAGGAGAGGAAGUGGUAUGCAGUCGAUGUUGCGGCCUAAUUCUCCCCCGGUCUCCCGGU
Molecule: messenger RNA, 1133 nt
Organism: Sodiomyces alkalinus F11
Lineage: Eukaryota; Fungi; Ascomycota; Sordariomycetes; Glomerellales; Plectosphaerellaceae
Product: Metallo-hydrolase/oxidoreductase
Exons: 2
Coding region: 139-1113 (324 amino acids)
Biological process (GO): secondary metabolite biosynthetic process
Source: RefSeq, a predicted model, not a curated record